UUGUACAGCAGAUGCAUGACCACAAGAAAUAAAGAAGAAAACUUGAGAUCUGCAUUCUGCAGCCGCCCGCCCCCUCCUCCACCGACGCCGCCGACGCUCGCCCGCCCCCCCCCCCCCCUACCCACCCGCCGAUACGCAUGGCGGCCUCGUCAUGCUCCAACGCCAGCUCCCCCGCCCCGUCGCCGCCGCCUCCUCCCGUGGUGCACACGUCAAAGAUCCGCUUUUGCCCUUCUUGUGGAAGCCAGACGAAAUUGGCCAUACCAGAUGGGGAUGAGAAGAUGAGGGCUAUUUGUUCUUCUUGUGGAAGAGUUCACUAUGAAAACCCGAAAAUGGUUGUUGGUUGCCUUGUGGAGCAUGAUAAUAAGGUCCUCCUCUGCAGAAGAAAGAUCGAACCGGCUUAUGGCCUUUGGACUCUUCCUGCUGGUUAUUUGGAGGUGGGGGAAUCUGCAGCAGAAGGAGCCUCCAGGGAAACAUUGGAAGAAGCAUGUGCAGAUGUAGAGAUAAUCUCACCUUUUGCUCAGUUAGAUAUUCCGCUGAUUGGCCAAAUUUACAUUAUUUUCCGAGCAAGAUUGAAGACCCCCAACUUCUCACCUGGACCUGAGUCGCUAGAAUGUGGACUUUUUGCUCUGGAAGAGAUACCAUUUGAUUCUCUAGCAUUUUCUUCAAUCAUCGUCACCUUGAGGAUGUAUAUUGAAGAUGUGAAGACUGGAAACAUCAAAUUCCACUAUUGCACUAUAAACAAAAGGCUAGGAGCGAGUCCUUCAGAUCUUUGCUGUUUUGACAUUGAUAACCAUUUAGCUGUGUGAGGUUGGGAAGGUUCUAAACCUUUCUUUGUUGAUGAGAUUGACUGCGGCAUACAACUGUCAUAAUCCACCAACACAGCACAUCACAUUGACUAUCAAUUCAACUGGUCUUGAGUGUUGAACCUGCAUCGGAGCCUUGUAUGGCAUCGCAACGCAGAUUGGAACAGAACUAAGAAGGUGCUGGAAUUGUAAAUGCUUCAGUUCCUUCAAGUUUGUUUUAGCCUUCUAGGAGAUUCUGCAUUUCUAUUUCGUGGGAGGACAACUGUGUAAUUGUGGAAAAUCUCAGGUGUGGAAUUGCGUUUCUGUAUGCGAUGGCUGUGACACUGAACGGGCGUCUGGCGUUGUAAUAUCGUGCCGUCUAAAUCCCGCGAGUUGUUUUCUACA
Molecule: messenger RNA, 1187 nt
Organism: Phragmites australis (common reed)
Lineage: Eukaryota; Viridiplantae; Streptophyta; Magnoliopsida; Poales; Poaceae
Product: nudix hydrolase 23, chloroplastic-like
Exons: 7
Coding region: 138-806 (222 amino acids)
Source: RefSeq, a predicted model, not a curated record